Lachancea meyersii CBS 8951 is the source of this 666-nucleotide messenger RNA. NCBI's taxonomy places the organism in Eukaryota, Fungi, Ascomycota, Saccharomycetes, Saccharomycetales, Saccharomycetaceae. The record is from the annotation of a GenBank genome assembly.
AUGAAUGUCGACAAAUAUGCCUCGAGACUGAAGAAUUUGAAGCGACAGAGGGUGAAUUUGGCGGUGAAAAACCGUAAAGAGGUCAACGGAGAGGAAAAGCUUCGUCAGAGGACCCAGAAGCCAGCUGUGUAUAGCAUGAACGAAGAGGACGUUGACGCGGGAGAAGCGGUGGAAGCGACAAAAGCCGCGGAACUGGGAAGUGGGUCAAAUGGCCAGCUUUUCGCUUACAGCAUUAGCGAAUAUGAGCAGUGGGAAGAUCGAGAGCAGAGAAAGAAGGGCACUGACAGUGGUCAGUAUCGAGACCUGGCCAAGGCCACCUAUAAUAAAGAAGUGCAGCAAAUCGUAUCCAGGUUAAAUGACUCUGGGAAGAAAGUGGACAAGCGGACCGCUACUCUCAACACCAAGGGAAAGAUAGUGGUGGACGACAAUCCUGAAUUGGUGAGUGAACUAGCCGGAUUACUGGAACGGAACACUAAGGAACGGUACGCCAAGACCCAGAAAAAACUGGGACGUCGAAAUGCAACGGAGACUCCGGCCACGUCCACGUCCACAACCACGUCCACAGGCUUCGUGAACGAGAAAAAUAAGCAGUUCAACGAAAAGCUGGACCGACAAGCAAAAAGGCUGGAACAGCUGGGUUCAACGCCAAGAAAUUGGGCGCCCUAA